Alligator sinensis (Chinese alligator) is the source of this 1738-nucleotide messenger RNA. Its product is annotated as cytochrome c. NCBI's taxonomy places the organism in Eukaryota, Metazoa, Chordata, Crocodylia, Alligatoridae. The coding region runs from base 130 to 447 and encodes 105 amino acids. Gene Ontology annotation, biological process: mitochondrial electron transport, ubiquinol to cytochrome c; mitochondrial electron transport, cytochrome c to oxygen. Gene Ontology annotation, molecular function: heme binding; electron transfer activity. Gene Ontology annotation, cellular component: mitochondrial intermembrane space. The transcript has 3 exons. The record is from RefSeq and is a predicted model, not a curated record.
GGCCAGUGUACCGGGGUGGGCGGGGCAAGUACCGGCGCGGUUCGGUUGCAGAGGCACCGGCUUACAUAGGCUGGAGUACGGCGUGUCCUUGGGGUCAGGCGUUAGGACACUGAGACUAGCGCAUCGAGCAUGGGGGACGUGGAGAAAGGCAAGAAGAUCUUCGUGCAGAAGUGUGCGCAGUGCCAUACUGUGGAGAAGGGUGGCAAGCACAAGACUGGGCCCAACCUGCACGGCCUGAUCGGGCGCAAGACUGGGCAGGCGCCCGGCUUCUCCUACACGGAGGCCAACAAGAACAAAGGUAUUACCUGGGGUGAGGAGACCCUGAUGGAGUACUUGGAAAACCCCAAGAAGUAUAUCCCAGGGACAAAGAUGAUCUUUGCUGGCAUUAAGAAGAAGCCGGAGAGGGCAGACUUGAUAGCAUACCUCAAAGAGGCGACUGCUAACUAAUUGUGACCUGCUGCCUUAUUUAUUUCACAAGGGAGGUGGAAAUGGAAGCGUCUCCCCCAGAUUUGGGUUUUUAAAGUUUCUAUUUUUACAUGUACUGUAUCUAACUUUUUGCAUCUGUCUCAUCAGCCAGAUCAUGUGGCUCAUGAGGGUGGUUGGAGUACACACUUGUUUGGCAGUUAUUACUUUGGGCAGUGCAUGUAAACUGAAUUGGGCUUGAAUGAGUACAAUCAUGUUCUAAGUGUUUGUAGUCAUUCUGGAUAAUGCAAUUAAAAAAACAAAAAUCUCAUGGGUUUUUUUUCCCUGUUUCUUCAUUAUAAAGAAUGGUCAAGAAGACUUUUUAGUCAGUCUACUGGUGGUCUUGGCAGCCAAAUUCUUGAGUGUUUGGGAGAGGAGGGCCUUCACUCCAGCUUUGUAAUAUUUCCCUCUUCUUUCUAAUCUACUACCCACUUUGCCAUACCUCUUCCACAAAGAACAUCAGAAAGAAUCUAGUUGAAGUGACAGCAACAAUACUUUAACAUGCCUAAAUCUUUGCAACUAUCUGCAACUUCUAAAGGGAAGGGAGAACGAAAUGAAGUUGAGGUGGAAGGGAGAGGCGGGGAAGGUCACCUGGGAAGGCAGGUCCUGACUCGACUAUUUAGUGCCUCUCAAAAUGGCCAACUACUUCCUCAUCUUUCAUAAGGAUGACAGAGGAUUUUUAUCUUGCUUAUGCAGUCUUUCUAAUAGUUUUCAUUAAUAGAGCAUAUGCUCUUUUUUCAGAAGCUUUUUAAUAAUCACUGAAAUGUUCUCACCCAAGAAGUAAAAGCUUUUGCUUGCAAUAUGACUGUCUCUAAAAAGGGAAUUUUAAGUUGAAACUGCUCAUUGGUUAGUGACUAUAAAAGGAGGAUCCAUCCUUUUCUGGAAGAAUUAAGUACCAUGGGUGGUGGUAUGGUAAGGAAUUCAAGUGAGUUAACAUAAUCAACUCUAAAAACUUAACUUGAAACUGAUUAUGGAGUCUUAUCUUAAUACUGUUAAAACCACUACUUUGUUGGUUGGAGGCAACUUUUGUUUAAGAAAAAUAAAUUUACAAUGCUAGAGUUGAAGAAGGAAAUUCUUCCUCCGUCUCACUUCCGUUAAAGCUCUUAUUUGUUCACUUCUAACCUUCACAAUGUAAAAUAGAAUUGAAAAGUUUCUCUUGCUUUUUUCCAUAGCCAUAAUGAACUUGUGAGGAUGAAUGUAUUUACUGUGCAUCACUAAUAAGAGACACAACUUCAGUAGUGAUCAAUUAUACAUUUUAAAAAAAUCUUCAAAACAA